Molecule: messenger RNA, 9310 nt
Organism: Bicyclus anynana (squinting bush brown)
Lineage: Eukaryota; Metazoa; Arthropoda; Insecta; Lepidoptera; Nymphalidae
Gene: ed
Product: hemicentin-2
Exons: 12
Coding region: 335-4036 (1233 amino acids)
Biological process (GO): cell-cell adhesion
Cellular component (GO): cell-cell junction
Molecular function (GO): cell adhesion molecule binding
Source: RefSeq, a predicted model, not a curated record
UGCAUUCAAUUCAGUUGUUAGCCAGCCUUGAGCUAACCGUCACUUUGAGUUACGUACGCGUUGUGUAUUCGAUAUUCGCGACCAAGUGUUGUUUUUGAUUCAACAAUGAAACAAACACGAUUAUUAAAGUACAUAACAAGCUAAUGUGGUGGUGAUAGUGGCGGUUGCUCAGUUGUUUUGUUUGUGUUAACAGACAAAACUUAGACAUUCCUUAUGUGAGUGAAGUGAGUUUGUUAAGUCGGAGUGAAAUAUUUGUUAAGUUGUGUUGCAAGAUGUCUUCGAGGAUGUGUUGAACCAUAUUGAAAAUUGAUUAGAAAGUUCCAUCAGCGCCAACAUGGGGACCCACCGGUUGCUUUCACCAGUUACUUGGCUGCUGAUUUGUACAGUUGGACACUACGUAAGAUGCGAGGACGAGCAACACGACGCGAGAGAGGGAGACGACGUGACGAUGCAGUGCCGGUUCGCGCUUGACCCUCUGCCCGGGGAGUCCCUCACCUACUACUGGGUGAGGAGUACUGCUUCGGGUCACGACAACGUCGCUAUUGGCAACCUGCCCUUGGAGACUAAUUACCAAAUCAUAUACGCACCAUCGGAAGGGCGCUUCGACUUGAUGGUGUCGAAUGUGACGUACGAGCGGGACAACGGUCGGUUCGAGUGCCGGGUGAAGGCGGGGGGAUCAGGCCGCACGCUGCACUCCCAGGGGCACAACCUGGUGGUGCUGACGCAGCCGCAGCCCCCCCUGCUCAACACGGGGAAGCAGACGCAGGCGCAGGAGGGGAGACAACUGAACUUGACUUGCUCAAGUACAGGCGGUUCUCCUAGCCCGGUUAUACAGUGGUACCGCGAUGGGUCCAUCCACCCCAUGGAGACGGCACUGGUGGUGGGGCGCACGCGCGUGGAGCCCACGGUGGCGAUCCUCACCCUAGAGCCCAGCCGAGAGGACGACGGCGCCAGCUUCCGCUGCGUUGUACGCAACCGGGCCAUGCGCGACGGACAGCAACUGGAGACCAGUGUGGGGUUGAGCGUCAACUAUUUCCCGCGCGUCGAAGUUGGUCCAGAAAACCCUCUACGCGUAGAGAUUGAUUUGACUGCAGAAAUGGUGUGCAAAGUUGACGCCAAACCUAAAGUUAACACUGUUAGAUGGACCAGAGAUGGAAAGUACAUUGCUAACUCGUUUAACCACAUCAUCCAAGGAGUAACAGUACAGGACGCUGGCAAAUACAUAUGCAGCGCUGACAAUGGCCUCGGGCAUCCUGGUGAAAACGAAAUAUUCUUAGACGUCCUUUACCCUCCCAGUGUCACUGUAGACUCUAAGACUUACGAAGCUGAAGAAGGCGGUACUGUAGAAAUUAGAUGUGAUGUUUCGUCUAAUCCUGAACCUAUAUCAGUCGAAUGGACUAGAGAAGGAAGAACAGAUUUCCGUCAGAAAGGAAACAUUUUAUUAUUGACAAGAGUGAACGCUGAUACAGCAGGCACAUAUAUCUGCAAAGCGGUAAAUGUUAUAUCACCAAGCAGUGGCAAUAAAGCAGAACGAACCGGAACUGCAUCUGUGGCAGUACUUGUGCGACAUAAGCCUGGUAGAGCUUACAUCAGUCCCGAUCAUCCAAUAGCUCAGGAAGGCGCGGGAGUAGUGUUAACGUGCAGCGCCAAACCUCCAGGCUGGCCUGUCCCUCAGUACCGCUGGUUCCGGGAAAUUGAAACUGGUGAUAUAAAGUCGUCAGUGCUCGCUACAGGCAAUAAAUAUACGAUACCCAGUGCACAUCUCGGCAGCGAGGGAAUGUACCACUGCCAGGCGACCAAUGAAUUGGGACACAGUGAACUAGCCACAGUUAACCUGGAAGUGUACCAACCGCCACGAUUCCAAUCUAAACUACAACCUCACGUUAUUAAAAACUCUGGUGAAAGAAACUAUUCAUUGACCUGCGUUGCACUUGGCAAACCUCUACCAAAUGUGAAGUGGUAUAAGAACAAUGCUGAAAUUCAUCCUGAUGCAAAUUUGUACGAAGUCAAAACGGAAAUAAAUGAAAGUAGAAAUGCAGUUUAUAAUAUACAAAGUGUGCUCAGAUUUCACGGAAAAGCCAGACCGAAUGGUGAUGACUUGCUACCAGCAGAUAGAGGCGUAUACUCGUGCUCUUUUGAAAAUGAAGUCAAAAAAGUAGAGUCCUCCAUGCAGUUACGAAUUGAACAUGAGCCCAUAUCAAUCGGGCAACAAAAGAAAGUCGCUUACGACCUAAUGGAAAAUGCGGAGAUCUCAUGCCGCGUACAAGCGUACCCCAAACCGGAAUUCCAAUGGUUUUACAGCUCGAACCCUGCGCCACUGCACAUGUCAUCAGACGGUCAUUACGAGAUCAUAACCACGACAGACGAAAACGAUUCAUAUUUGAGCAUACUAGUGAUUAGGAAUGUGAAGCUACAAGACUACGGCGAUUAUUAUUGCAAAGUGAAGAAUUCUCUAGGAAACAUUCGCCCACAAAUUCGGCUUCAACCGAAAGGUGCGCCAGAACCGCCGAAGAAUUUAGCCACUCAGAAGGUUGAUGCGACAUACGUGACAUUGAAAUGGGAAGAAGGGUUUAAUGGUGGGUUGUCGAGUACGAAGUACUUCGUGCUGUAUCGUCGUGUUAGGAACCCAGCCGGUGGUGAACACUGCGCAGCUGAUCGAGACGAUGAAUUCGAUUGGAAAGAAUAUGAUUGUGGACGUGCGAACCCCUGUAACGUGACACGCCUUGAGCAACAUAACUCAUACUACUUCAAGGUCAAAGCGGUAAACACAAAAGGACAAAGCAACUAUUCAAACGAACUGUCGGUGACAACCAAAGUGGACAAGAUCUUGCCGCCAGAGCACGUGACGUACAACCCUAGCUCGACGCUGAUCAGCUUCAGCGUGGGACCCACGUGUCUGCCGCUUGUUGGCGUUGUUGAGGGGCAGGGAGGUCCAGACGGGUGGCAGGUGGUAGAAACAAUAGUUUUGCGUUUGUCUGGCGUGGGAUCCAUGACGCAAGAAGCUACUUUGGACCCGCCCAACCGUGCGCAGGACUCGUUCGACUACGUGCGCCAGUACCCGCGCAUGAGGGUCAAACUCUGCUUGAAGACCAACCACAAUGUUUGCAGCGAUGAAGUCGUAGCGGAAAUUGGCACAUCAUAUACAAAGGAAGCUGUAACUCUUACAACUGCCACCGUCGUCGCCAUUAUAGUCUCAUGCCUUGUCUUCCUCUUAUUCCUGAGUCUCCUGUUUAUAUUCUGUCGCUGCAAACGCAACGAAAACAAGAAAGACACUUCAAAAGAUUACGAAAUGGACUCUAUGAGAUCCCCGAUGGGAUCGCCCCAGAAUCAAGCCCCACCGCCAUACUAUCCCAGUACUGGGAUGGAGAACAAAGCUCUCGAAAACUCUAUGGAUCUACCUUUGUCUAUGGACGAUUCAAAGAACGCUGUAUACGCUACGCAAGGAGGAUAUGGAUACCAUAUGGCGCCUCACACGCAAACACAUCCCGGCCAGAACCUGUCUAAUACCGAUUGGGUGAACAUGGGGUACAUAGAGAACAGCUACGCUAACAGCAACAAUGGUGGUAGCGUCAACUCGCAGGACUCGUUGUGGCAGAUGAAGAUGACUGCGGCUGGCAACCCUCCAGGGAUACCUUCACAUCAGAUGAUCGACCGGCAGAGCAAUUAUGGGUACGAUCCGAUCACGCACGGCGGCUACGGCACCAUCGACGACUACGCGCCGUACCCGCCGCUGCCGCACGGCACGCACGUGCCGGCGCCCGACUACGGCAUGCGCACGUCGCAGAACCCGUCGCGACAGGACUACUGCUCCGACCCCUACGCGUCUGUGCACAAACCAAAGAAACGGAUAGACCAGCAUAUCGAGUCGCCGUACCACGAAGUGAGCGGUCUGCCGGAGAGCUACGGAGGGGGUGAGGACGGCGGGGCGGAGGAGAAGCCGCCGCAUCUGUCCCUCAGCUAUGACGAGUCGCUCGAGUCAGGCUACUCCACGCCCAACUCCCGCGCACGUAGAGUCAUCCGCGAAAUUAUAGUCUAAACAUCGUAUACUACACUCAGUCUCAGAAUACGGAGAUUUAAAAAAAAUGUAGACUGAAGCUGUAGACAGUCACACUCUAAAAGGCCGUACAGACUACUUAGUAUUUUAGUCGAGUACCAACAAUUUUUGGGCGGUAAAUCCAAAAAUUGUUCGUACUCGACUAAAUACUAAAGUAGUCUGUACGGCCUUUUACUUUACUACCUAUAGGAGUAUUCUGUGAUGAGCGCUAUUCUGUAACGUUGUUUUGUAUAACGCAUGUGUGAGUUUUGAAUACACCUCUAUCUCUCUCUGUCUAAUACUAUACUAUAGAAAGAGAAAGAUAUAAGUGAUUCGAAAGUCGUACUUGCGAGUUAUACAAAACAUCGUUGCAGAAGCAUACAUUGUGGGAGUCUCCGUAUUCUUAGUAGGUACCUAUUUUAUACGCCAUCCUCCAAGUAGGUAUUAAAAAGCAUCCAAAUAACAGCAAUGGUCCUUAAAAUUCAUUUGUGACGUCCUUCAUAUUCUGUACGAUAUUUUUCAACUUAAAUACACCAGUAAGGGGUAAUAUCUAUAGAUCAAAGUUGGCCAUUGGUAAGAUGACCUAAAAACUUUGAAUGCUUUUUGAUACUGUAAAUGUAUUGUUUCUGAAAAGCAAAUUCGAGCAUUUAAUCUACUUGAUAAUAUAGGGAGACAGUUGCGAAGUAAUAGACUACUAAAGCACGGACUACCUUAUACAUAUUUUUUGACUGAAAUCAAUGCCUACUAGUGAUUAGGUACGUACUACCUAUCUUACGUUCUUGUCGACUUCGCUAUUGUUGUUCGACACAGUACGUCGAGUCAAUUACGCUGACUCGCAUGAUUGUGUAUAUUCUAUAAGAAUGAAUGAUGGGAUUCUUCCUUUAAGAAUGAUUUAAAAAAUAGCAGAAUAAGUAAAAAAUUCUGUUUGACAUGUGAAUCAAGAAAGUGUGACUUUCGCAUUUCUUAGAAACACGUCUUAUCCCCACGGAACUUUAAAAUUAAAUGGUGCAAGACAAUCGUCGCUAGUCGAGUUCUUGCUGCCGACCAAUGACAAGACAGCAAAAGUCUUCAAAUCUACCCUCAAUGUAAGGUAAUGUAAUGUGUUGAGAUUACAUUUACUAUGUAUAUAUUUACGUCACGUCAAUUAUUGCGUAUAGUUUAAACCGCCUACGCAUAAGUCUAUAUUUCUACUUAAUUUUGUGUGGUAUAAAAAUGUUUUCCACUUUACAAAGACUAUAAAGUCUGAUUAAGUUUGUAUAUAAUUCCAAAUGUGUUUCAUCAAUUGAGAUAAUUCGAUAUUAUCAAUGUCUAAUCAAGGAGUCGUGGAAAAUGUCUCCUUUCUAGACUAAAAAAAUCUCUGUAGAAUAAGUAUAAAAUGGAUUACACUAAUAUUGAUUAUCUCAUAAUUGAUUAUAAAUGAUCUCUUUGAAAUAAAUAGAUACACAAUAUUAACAUUGAUUGGUACUUAUUUUAAUGUGCCUGUCAAAUAAAUUUAAAUCUAUACUAAUUUGGCAAUAUCUUUGUAGUUUUUUUUAACCCUUAAGAAUCCUUUGUUUGUAAGGGUUAUCACGUUUGACUUGAAAAUUAGAUACUUAAGCUUAGCUUCUCUUUUUGAUUAAAAACUGUAGGUUCCACAUUCUACCUAAUUAGUAAAUUUAAGAAAUCAUUCUCUUGACUAGUGCCAUUUUUAAAAUUAUUUGAUAAAUAUUCACUUAAGUAUAGACAAAGAGUCCAUGGUCGUAAUCUGUGGUGGCUAACACUGGAAUGUGUUGUUAAAACAUAGAAACAAGUAGAAGGUAAAUGCCGUUAUAGCAAUUGGAUAUCUUGAUUCUUAAUUUAAAUAUUUGAACAUAAAGAAAAAAUAAUAACAGUGGCACACCUAUUAUAUCUUUCCAAAUAUUAAAAAUGAAGUGUACCUACAUAAAGGAUAUGAUUUUUUGUUGAACAUUUCUAAAAACUAUCUAUUCUAGGCCUGAUGAUACAAUGCCAGCGUACAGUACAAAAGUUUACCAUACUAUUUAUAGUACCAAUAUCUAUUAUCUACUUAGGAGUACGUAACAUUAAGAGGUAGUCAUACAUUUUCAUUGAAAAAUGGGUAUCCAGUUGAUUUAGCAAUCGUGGGCUCUUCGUCUAUGCUAUAAAUUUCGUCUUAAUCUCUUCUAUUAGAUUAAAUACCUAUUUCAAUCAAUUUUAAUAUUAUAUAUUUUUAGAGAUCUUUUAUAAGUCUAUUUUAAAAUGUGUAAAUGUAGAUAUAAAUUCUCUUUAUUUUUUUAUAAAAAUCUGAAUAGGUCAGAGUAAAAAGAGUUUUAUUUACAGCUUUAUAAAUUAAGGAGGGUAUUUUUCACAAACUUGAUUCGCAAGUUUAGUUAAUAAUUUUAGCUAAAGAUAUUUUGUUUCAUUAUAAAUGCAUUUUAAUCAAAUCGACAGGCUUACGCAAAAAAUCACAAAUGAAUGAUUUAAUUCAUAAAUUAGAUAGGUACCUUUACUUAAUAUUAUUUAAACGUUAAGUUUGUAUUUACUAUAUAUUAGUUAGCAUAAAAAUUAAUCAGUAAUUACUUAUAGCAUGUAUUUUUUUAUAAAAUAGGAAAUUUGAUUCUCAUAUAAGUAUAAUUUUUAACGCAGGACAGACAAUAGACUCGAAAUCUGUACUUAAAUCUCAUUUAUUUAAGUUAGUUACUAAGUAUUCUUAUUAAUAAAUACAUUAACGAAAUAGGCCCACCUUUUUCAAGUAGAUUUAACUAAAUCUUUUUUUGUAUAGCAUAUAUAGCAGGUGCUAUUUUAUUGGACUGACUCAUGAAGAAUAUAUAUUAUGUAAGAAACUGCCUUAAAAGCAAUACAGUAUACAAUUACUUUGUUAAUUUUAAGUUUCUCGACUCAAAAUAUUACACGGUCUUAUUAAAUAGGAAAUAUGCAUGUUAUCCAAGUUAAGGACAAAUAUUUUUCUUUAUAUUCCUUAACUAUAUAUAUUUACAAAUAACAAUUUUUUUUUAAUUUACUCAGUUUAAAUUAAAAUCUUUAGUUAAUAAAAAGGGUUUAAAAAUUUAAAAAAUCCCUGGAAAUUAAAUUCAUGAUACUGAAACGUUUGCUAUUGGUCAUGCCAUACAAUAAAAGCCUCCACAGUUCUAUAAUCCUCUUUGCUUCAAUAAUGUGAUAUUUUAAAACACUAUCUUACAAGAGGCAAUUUUUAUAGCUUUCAAAAAAAUUCACGUCAAACUAAUUUUAAACAUUUAUUUCUAACAUUUCAAGAAGAUUAUAAUACUUGUUUACGGUAAAGUUACUUCGCCAAGUAAUUUAAUCAUAUUGUGGUUAAGCGUCUGCUUAUUUUGAGUUUCCACCUUGUACUCAUUUACCAACUUAACUCCUAGACGGUAAUUAUCCAGACUCUUUGCUUAACUAAAUUAGUUUUAAAGCAAUAUUCUUUUACAUAAUAAUAUAGCAAAUAUUAUUUACGUAUUUUCUAAAACAAGCAUGUCGGUGAUUAAUCGAUCAAUUAAAUAUCAUAUUUAAUUAACCUAUAUACCUAAUGUAUUUACUGCCCAAUAUAUUUUUAAAUCACAAGUUUUCAACUAUAAUCUAUAAACUAGGAUUGGGCUAAUAUUUAUGAAAACUAAGUAGAUAUUUACUAUCUACAUUUUAAAAUAUAUGAUUUACACAAUACAAAAUCAAUUUGUGGUUUUUUUUUUAUAAUAUAAUACCUAGGUAUUAUAUUUACGCUAAGUUCUUUAUUAUUUUUUUACAAUAGGUAGUUACACAUAUUUCCACCUUUUCCACGUUAAAUUAAUAAUUUUUACUAAACAUUUAAUUUAUAUCACAUUUAUUGUGUGAUGUAGAUGUAUAAAUGUAAGUACCUAUAUGUUUUAGAAAGUAUUGACAUUGUUAUCAAUCAAUUUGUUUCACUGUUUUUCUGUUGAACUCUGGCCUAGUAAUUUUACGUCUAUAGGAUCGGAAUCAACAAUAUCCGAAAUAAUAUGAAUAGGUAGUUGUUUAAGGACAGGCUUGACUGCGUUGGUGCGUUCAAGUUUGCGUUUCGCCUUCCUAAAUUCAUAGUCUACUAUCGGGCAUUAGAUCUGUUAUUUAUUUGCUAUUAGAAAUAAAUAAUAGGUAAUAUCCACGGUGACACAUUCCAAAUAGGUUGCCUAGUUUUAUUGCGGCCAGACAUAUUUUUCAUACAAAAUCUAGGAAACCAUGAACUAGAUCAAAGGCAACCUAAUGCAGUUAAAUUAAGCAAAAAAAUAAGCUUUCACUUUUACAUAUUAGACGACUAAGUAACUGAUGAAGGGAUUUUAACAUUACUCAAUUUUUCAUAUCUGACAACCCCACAGUUGCAGUGUGAAAGCAGGCAACCAUUACGUUUUUAAUUAUUUUGGGUAUAUUCUAUUACCUACGGUACAAUUUUUUUUAUUAACCAAUGAGGGAAGGAGAUUCAAUAUAACAUGUGUUAUUUCUUAAAACAGAUAAAUAACAGAUGAGGCUAUAUAUUCCUUAUGCCGGAUCUUGUACUAUCAAAUGGAAGGCGCGUCCAUCGAUUUAAGAUAUAUUUCUACGCUCGACAUAUCCUUCAUCAAUGGGCGCGUUCAGAGGGCCUAGUGGUAGUUUCAUACUGUUACUAUCGCGUUAACGUAAACGCGAAUUUAUAAGGAAUUGAAACAGCGCCAUCUAGUGGCACUAAUGCGCAACCGUUUCAAUUCCAUAUAAAUUCGCGUUUACGUGAACGCGAUAGUAACAGUAUGAAAAUAUUGAAAACUCCCACUAGGCACUUUGUAGAUGGCGAAUACAAACUUGAACGCAGAUCGUUAAUGUCUGAAUGUGCAUUUUGUUAGUGAAUAUCACUUCAUCCGUCCCUUCAUUUGUGUAAUACUCAUUUUUUUUUUCAAAAUACUCUAGUCUUAUACUACUUUUACAUAUUACGAAAGUUUUUGUUAACUUAUUACUGCAUAUAUCUAAUGGCUAUGUAUGUAGUAUUAAUUUUACAAAUACUUGAAAUUUCAAAAUUCAGAAGCGUUAUAAUAAAUUUGCGAUGAAAUAGUUAUUCAAAUUGUGCAGGUAGAUUAGGGGACACAUUUUGUAAAUGAAUAUGUAUAUUUUUUAAGGUUUACUAUAUUUAGGACGCCAAACGUUUAUCGAAGGAAAAUACGCCAUAUUUUAGAUGUAAGUUCAAUAAUAUACAUUAUACUUACUACUUAUCUGUUGCAACAAUGAAAUGAAUUUGUGGAACCACUUGUACAUAUUGACUUAGGUAAUGAUUAUAACGUUCGGAAAAUAAAUGUUUCUCACAAA